CUCUCUGACCUCAUCGACCCUUCGUCUGCCCGGGGGUUAUAGCGAGAUCCGGCGACGACACGGACGGCCACCAGCGUCGGAGAAGAGAACCGAGCUAGAAGUUGAGGCUGCGGCGGCGGAGUCUUUCCUUGGGGUUCUGAAAGUGAAAUCACUUGGUCCUUGGAUGUUUCUGCUUUUGUUUCUUGUCGUUCCGAACUUGGCUCAAUCCCAGAUACUCUUCCAGGGCUUCAACUGGGAGUCGUGGAGGCAUCAAGGCGGCUGGUAUAACUUCUUGAAAGACAAAGUCUCUGAUAUAGCCAACGUUGGAGUCACCCACGUCUGGCUGCCUCCGCCCUCGCACUCUGUCGGCGUUCAAGGUUACAUGCCGGGCCGGCUCUACGACUUGGGUGCUUCCAAGUAUGGGAAUCAGGAUGAGUUGAAGGCGCUGAUCGGCGUUUUCCACCACAAGGGAGUCAAAUGCGUGGCCGACAUCAUCAUCAACCAUCAUUGCGCAGACAAGCAAGACGGGAGAGGCAUAUGGUGCAUCUUUGAAGGCGAAACCGAUACCCGCCUCGAUUGGGGUCCACACAUGAUCUGUAGGGACGACACACAGUACUCCGACGGCACCGGCAACCUCAACACCAGCGAGGGCUUCGCGACGGCUCCCGACAUCGACCCUACAGAUCGUGUGUGGACCCCAAUCGAGGCGGGUAUCAUCGGUUCCGCCUUCGAAGAUGCACCAUAUGCCUCUCCCGUCUUGCUUGUCUGCGCAACGAUGGUUGAUGACGAUGUCGGCCACGCAUUUGACUCCCUUGUCGUGGAAAGCGCCGAUCAGCGCCUUCAACUCAUCCUGAUUCCCAUACUUGGAAAGCGCUGAUCGGCGCUUUCCACGACAAGGGAGUCAAAUGCGUGGCCGACAUCGUCAUCAACCAUCAUUGCGUAGACAAGCAAGACGGGAGAGGCAUAUGGUGCAUCUUCGAAGGCGGAACCGAUGAUGCCCGCCUCGAUUGGGGUCCACACAUGAUCUGUAGGGACGACACACAAUACUCCGACGGCAUCGGCAACCUCAACACCGACGAGGGCUUCGCGGCGGCUCCCGACAUAGACCACCUCAACACGCAGGUCUAGCGUGAGCUCACGGACUGGCUGAACUGGCUCAAGAAUGACAUCGACUUCGACGGGUGGAGGCUCGACUUUGCCAAGGGUUACUCCUCAAGCAUCGCCAAGAUCUACGUCGAACAGACGUAGCCAAACUUCGUGGAGGCUGAGAUCUGGAGUUCAUUAGCUUACGGAAACGAUGGGAAGCCAGCAUACGAUCAGAACUGGCCUCUGAUGCUGACCUCUACAUGGCAAUGAUCGAUGGGAAGAUAUUGACAAAGCUAGGCUCGAGAUACGACGUGGGGAAUCUCGUUCCUUCCAACUUCCACAUCGUUGCCUCUGGCAAUGACUACUGCGUGUGGGAGAAGAGAUGAAGACGAUGAUGAUGAAUCAUGGAAGAGACUUUUCGCUUCUCUUUCGUUAACGUUUCUCAUCUAUGUUGUAAGAAAAAAAUAUCGUUUCUCAUCUUUGUAAAUCUAUUUUAGUGUGAAAUCAUGGGUGCUGUUGUUAGCUUUAGAAAAAAAGAUGGUUUCAUUAUGAUAUUAAAUGGAAUCAUGUUUACCUGUAAUUUAUCUA
Messenger RNA from Musa acuminata AAA Group (dessert banana), 1653 nucleotides. Its product is annotated as alpha-amylase isozyme 3D. The transcript is spliced from 4 exons. The coding region runs from base 164 to 856 and encodes 230 amino acids. The record is from RefSeq and is a predicted model, not a curated record. Lineage: Eukaryota; Viridiplantae; Streptophyta; Magnoliopsida; Zingiberales; Musaceae. Gene Ontology annotation, biological process: carbohydrate metabolic process.